Messenger RNA from Mugil cephalus (flathead mullet), 3431 nucleotides. RefSeq names its product RecQ helicase-like 5 (gene recql5). Gene Ontology annotation, molecular function: 3'-5' DNA helicase activity; ATP binding; four-way junction helicase activity. The coding region runs from base 46 to 2838 and encodes 930 amino acids. Gene Ontology annotation, cellular component: chromosome; cytoplasm. NCBI's taxonomy places the organism in Eukaryota, Metazoa, Chordata, Actinopteri, Mugiliformes, Mugilidae. The record is from RefSeq and is a predicted model, not a curated record. Gene Ontology annotation, biological process: double-strand break repair via homologous recombination. The transcript has 17 exons.
CCGCCGGAGAGAUUCUUCUGUGAGUUUUUCACAGGGAAACAAACGAUGACAACAAGUUUAAAACAAGCCUUAAAAACCCACUUUGGCUUCGACGGCUUCAGGUCCAAAAUUCAGGAGGAUGUCGUGAAGGCGGUCGUUAAACGUGACAGGGAUGUGUUUGUGUGCAUGCCCACUGGGGCUGGGAAGUCCCUGUGCUACCAGCUCCCUGCAGUUCUGGCUGAGGGCAUCACUCUGGUUAUAUCCCCUCUAAUCGCCCUCAUACAGGACCAGGUCGACCGCCUGAGGGAGCGCAACAUCCCCGCCUGCUCCAUCAACUCCAAGCUCCCGGCGGGCGAGCGGCGCCUGAUCCUGGCCGACCUGGGGAGCAGCAGCCCCCAGCUGAAGCUGCUGUACAUCACCCCGGAGAUGGUGGCGUCGCCCUCGUUCCAGCCGUGCCUCACGGACCUGUGCUCCCGCGGCCUCCUGUCCUACCUGGCCGUGGACGAGGCCCACUGCGUCUCCCAGUGGGGCCACGACUUCAGGCCCGACUACCUCAAACUCGGGGAGCUGCGCGGUCGGAUGCCGGGAGUUCCCUGUUUGGCUUUGACGGCGACGGCGCCGAAGAACGUGCAGCAGGACGUCCUCCAGUCCCUGAGGCUGAACUCGCCGCUGUGUUUCGUGACUCCUGUUUUCCGCAGUAACUUGCACUACGACGUGAUCUUCAGGGAGCUGCUGCCGGACCCGUACGUCCACCUGCACGCCUUCAUCCAGAAGGCGCUGGGUAGCGGGCGACAGUCACAGGGCUGUGGGAUCGUGUACUGUCGGACCAGGGAAGGUUGUGAGACCGUUGCCUACCAGCUGACCAAGCUCGGGGUGUCGUCGAAGGCGUAUCACGCAGGUUUGAAGGCAGGAGAUCGCACAGAAGUCCAGAACGAGUGGAUGCAGGGGAAGGUUCUGGUCAUCGUCGCCACCAUCAGCUUCGGCAUGGGAGUCGAUAAAGCUAACGUCAGGUUCGUAGCUCACUGGAACGUGGCUAAGUCUCUGGCCAGUUACUACCAGGAGUCCGGGCGAGCGGGGAGGGACGGCCUCCCCUCCUCCUGCCGCAUAUACUACUCCUCCAAGGACAAGGAGCAAAUCAACUUCCUCAUCCGCCAGGAGGUCACCAGGAGACAGGAGAAACGUGGUUCAGCUAAAGAGUCGGACAAAUCCGCCCUCACAGACUUCGGAGCCAUGGUGUCGUUCUGUGAACAGGAAGGCUGCCGCCACGCCACCAUCUCCAAGUUCUUCGGGGACCAGACGCCGAAAUGCGCCGGCGCCUGCGACUUCUGCCGGAACCCGAAGCUGGUCCGAGCUCAGCUGGCGCGGGCGGCGGCGCUCAGCACCAGGACCGAGGCGGCGAGCAGAGAACCCACGGGGCCGUUCGGGUUCCAGCCGGGCGUCUACGAGGGAGGGAAGAAAGGCUACGGCUUCGAAAGGUUCGACGAAGUGGAGGCGGGAAGCAGCGAGGACGACUCCCUGAAGAGGAAGAAGGAGUUUUCAGAUCUUUACAAGAAGCAGAUGAACCUGCGGAAGGUCAGCGACGCUCCGAAGGACGACUUCGUUCCUCCAGACGCCGACUGUCCUCUGAGAGAAGCCGACAGCCAGAGGAUCCCCAGGCUCACGGUCAAGGCCAGAGAGCACUGCCUGUCCCUGCUGCAGGAGGCGCUGCGUGGCCAGCAGGGGGCGCAAGAUGCAUUCAGACGUUCGUCAUUAAAGUCUCUUUCCUUCCUCCAGCUGAAGCGUAAGAGAGUAGGAGCAGGAGAGAGAGGCUCAUCGAACCCCUUCAUGAGCGCCAGGGACCUCCUGCAGACCUCCACCUCCUCCACCUCGGACGGAGGCGGCUUCUUCAACCAGAGCUCAGGAGACACGACCGUCCAGACGAGCAGGGAGAGACUAAAGGAGACGGAUCCCUCAGCAACGUCGUCCACCGCCAGAGCCAACGCCACCUCCUCCUCCACCACCUCCUCCACCACCUCCUCCUCCACCACCUCCUCCACCACCACCUCCUCCCCCCUCAGCAGCCCGACAAAAGGAGGAAGAGUCAGGAGCAAGAAGCAGCAGAAACUGGAGGAAGCUGCAAAGACGUCCAGAGACAUUUCCCUCUACUUCACAAAGAAACAACCCACAGAGAAAACUCAGGAGGAGCAGAAAGAGGAGAAAGAGGAGGAGACGGAGGAGAAGGAGGAGGAGGAGGAGCUGCCGAAGGAGCCAACGUUAGCAGCCAGCAGCCCUGACACCGACAGACUGAUGCUCAUACCUGAUACUGACGAGGAGGAGGAGCAGGAGGAGCAGGAGGAGCUGCCUCAGCAACAGGAGGAGACGCCCAUGACGGAGAAACCUGAGGAGGAGGUGGAACCUCCGACGCUCCAGGAGGAAGUGAAGCUGCAGGAGGAGGUGAAGCUCAAGGAGGAGGUGAAGCUGCAGGAGAUCUCAGGAGACAAGAAGACGAAGGGGGAGUCGUCUCCCCCGGCGAAGCGUCGCGUCACCUUCAACCCCAACGUCCAGGAGAGAUCGGUGCAGCCGGCCAGCGAGCCGCCGAAGGCCGUGAGCCUGAAGGAGGCGGCCGACAUCGUGGUCCGAUACCUGGACCCCUUCUACACUCAGGGGAAGUUCGCCACCAAGGAGCUGUUCAAGUCUUUCGCUCGCUACCUGUCUCACCUUCUCGCCGAGGGGAGGAGUCGAGGAAAAGGUCAAGUUAAAGCCGAAGCCAAAUCUCUCAUCAAGAAGUUCUUCAGCAGAGUCCAGCGCUGCGAGAGCGAAGCCGACUGGAAGAACCUGAAAAAGCUGCACGGCUGCAAGACCACGGAGAACGAUGAGUGAAUGAGUGAAUGAAUGGAUGCAUGAAUGAGUGAAUGCAUGAGGCGUCACACUCUCCUGCCUUCUCGUGUCCUCGGUGCCUUCGCUUCUGUGUCGUCUGCGGACGAGGUUUACGCUCAGAGUCCGUUUGCUGCUGGUUCUGCUCGGUUUCCUGCUGCUGCUGAAGGAGCCGACGUCAGAAAUGAAGCAAUAAAAAAAAAGAGACUGACGGUUAAAGAGGAAACACGGAGAGAAGACAACGGUCACCAAACGUUUUAAAGAAUAUGUGCUGGUCCUGUUGAUGUGUGGGAAAUAAAGGUCGGUGUGUCCACUGCUGUAAAGACGUAAAGAAAUGAUGAUGAUAAUAAAUGUGGAAAUGUAAAGAGAAGUAAAUGAAUCAAUAAAUGUGGAAUUAUAGAGGAAACUGGAAGAUGUUAGAGAAAUAUGAAAAGUAUAAAAAUAAAAAAAAUAUAAAAAUGCAGAAAUACAAAGAGAAUUAUUUUAAGUAUAUAAAGAACAAAUACAAGUAAAUAAAAAAUACAUAAAAGAUGAAAAAAAUUAAAUCUGAAGAGAAAGAUUUGAAAUACAUAGAAAACAAUAUGUUGAACUAAAAUAUA